Molecule: messenger RNA, 2398 nt
Organism: Oncorhynchus gorbuscha (pink salmon)
Lineage: Eukaryota; Metazoa; Chordata; Actinopteri; Salmoniformes; Salmonidae
Product: cyclic AMP-responsive element-binding protein 3-like protein 3-B
Exons: 10
Coding region: 144-1436 (430 amino acids)
Biological process (GO): regulation of transcription by RNA polymerase II
Cellular component (GO): nucleus
Molecular function (GO): DNA-binding transcription factor activity, RNA polymerase II-specific; RNA polymerase II cis-regulatory region sequence-specific DNA binding
Source: RefSeq, a predicted model, not a curated record
GGACCUCAGAACAAGAGCAGGGAGAUACAGUAGAGACAUGGUAAUCUGGAACAGAGCUCCUUCACAACAAAGGAAACAGAACACUUAACUGGAUUUGUCUUAUUUUGGGGAGUUCUGUCCUGUGCCACCCUAGUGCUGAAAUUAUGGACCACUAUUCAGACCAGGGUUGCGACGGGAUUGAGCUGCUUGAUUUGCUGUUUGAUCAAAACAAUGGCAUCCUCCGUCACGAGGAGAUGGGACACCAUGACAACCAUGCCUGGCCAAUCCACGAGCCAAACGUGUGUCCAGCAGAGCAACAAAGCGAGGACAUCCUGAAUGCCCUCCUGAGUGGCAGUGGCUCAGUGUCGGGGUCCCCCCUGUGGUCUCCCUCUCCUAGUGACAGUGGCAUCAGUGAGGACCCGCACUCGGAUCAGAUGGACAGCCCCCAGCGCCCUGAGAGCCCUCCCAUGGAGCCCCACUGCAUCCCCCCUCAGCCACAAACCAAGGUUGUCCUGGAUGCCAACUUCUCCAUUGAUAUCAAUGGCUGGGACUCUGACUUCUACCCAGGCAGCACUGGGGGGACAGCGUGUUCCUCUGAUGCACACACAACCCAGCUGUCUUCUGGCUUCCCCCUCACUGUCAAGGACCUACUGCUCUCUGGCACAUCUGAUCCGCCCCCACAGCAUUCCCAACAGUCCUUCCAAGAGUUGAUUCUUAAUGAGGAUGAGAAAAAACUGCUGGCCAAGGAGGGGGUGACUCUGCCUAGCCAACUACCUCUCACAAAGUAUGAGGAGAGGAUUCUGAAGAAAAUUCGCAGAAAGAUCCGGAAUAAGCAGUCGGCUCAGGAGAGCAGGAAGAAGAAAAAGGAAUAUAUUGAUAGUCUGGAGAGCAGGAUGGCUGCCUGCAACACACACAACCAGGAGCUACAGAGGAAAGUGUUCCAGCUGGAGAAAUGCAAUACGUCUCUGAUGGGGCAGCUGCACAGGCUGCAGACUCUGGUCAUGGGCGGCUCCAAAAAGACCGCGCAGACUGGGACUUGUGUCCUGGUACUGCUCCUGUCCUUCUCCAUCAUCCUCUUCCCCAGCCUGAACCCUUUUGCCAAGGUCAGCCAAGGAGGGGACUUCAGCCCAGUGAGGGUCCAGUCACGGUCCCUGCACAACCUCCAGUCCUCCAGAGUGCUACAUGUGAUUGACCAGCUGUACCAAACUGCAGACGACAAGGCCAAGCCUCCAGACAACCAUGUCCUGGGAGACCAGGGUGUGGAUGCGAUUAUGUCUCUGCUGGGAAAACUGGGCACUGGUCACGGCAGACAAGGACUGCCUGACCCUAUGUCUCAGAAUAAUAGCAUGGAUGAGCAAGUCCAUUUCCAGGGAGACCCCAUUACUGGCCAUAUAGCUACAGUGACUUGGAAUCCACACCGCAGAGCCACACUACGCCCACAUGCUGAUGACAUGUGAUUUGGAGAGAGUAUCCCCAGCAGGAUUUCUCUGUUCUGCUCCCAUCUCCAGACACUUCAUAUCAUGAAACAGAGUAGCACACGCCUAAGGCUCUGGUUUACACUAUGAGUUGGGGAAUAAUAAAUACAUGAUUUUGCCUGUUAUAUUAUAUACUGUGUGUGUGUGUGUGUGUAUAUCCUUUUUUUUCUUGUUUGUUAUUCUGUUUUGUAUUGUUUUGAAUGCGGAAGACACAUUUCAGUUGCACAACUGACUAGGUAUCCCCCUUUCCCUUAUUUGACCAAGUUGACUUGAAUGACUUGUGUGUGUGUGUGCAUGUCCGCAGACGCACACCCCAACAUUUGUUUGUGUCAAUCGUUAUCUGCCGUGGUGCCUCUCAUCUCUCAGCCUUUAAUCAUGGGGAGAGUAGCUCAGCGACCAGCAUUUUUAAUCAGCUUCUCUGUGACCCACUUUGAUUGUUCAUCUUCCACCAGCAUAGUGGGAUAUGACCCGUGGUAGGAGAACUCUAAGUCAGACCCUGAGAGAGGGACAAAAAAAAGGACACAGUCAAAGAGAUGUCCUUGUUUUCACUUGUUUAAAGGGGCAAUCCAGGAUUGAAGCAUAUAUUUUUGGACUUUUAAAUUAACAUUACCAUUGAUUAUUUCAGAAUUGAAUUGAUAAAUGCUUCACGAGAUUAUUUAAACUCUCUUAACCCAUCAGGACCCAAAAUAUAAAUUUGACAUCAUUCAAACACUGUGUAGAUUCUCAUGGAUGGUCAGUCCAUGCAUCAAUAGCUCCUUGCAUCAAUAGUUCUGUCUAUGAAUUGGUGAGUGGUUACAUUACUCCAGCCCUAUCCCUCAGCUGUUUACCAAAACAAGUGGCAAAUCCCAGAUUGCCCCUUUAAUCCUGCAAAUUGCUUUUCUGUUUUAAAGUGCAUUGCUGAACCAGAUAAACACAGUGCUUGUAUUAAACUCCAUGAACAGCUA